Alosa alosa (allis shad) is the source of this 1013-nucleotide messenger RNA. Its product is annotated as major histocompatibility complex class I-related gene protein-like. Gene Ontology annotation, cellular component: external side of plasma membrane. NCBI's taxonomy places the organism in Eukaryota, Metazoa, Chordata, Actinopteri, Clupeiformes, Clupeidae. Gene Ontology annotation, biological process: immune response. The record is from RefSeq and is a predicted model, not a curated record. The transcript is spliced from 3 exons. Bases 1 to 537 code for a protein of 178 amino acids.
AUGGCAUACACCAGUAUCCAUGUUCAGCAGAGAUUGGCUGGUUGUGAUCUGCUUGACCAGGACACCCCUGGUCCAAUGCGAUCCUGGGAUGCUUUCAACACCGUAAAUGAGGAAGAGCUGUAUUUCAGCAUGCAACAGAAAACUUUACAGUCCAAAGGUGAAGGGCCAAACGCACGGUGCCUGAACACUUUAAGCCCUGUUUACUACUAUGAUUCAUCCUCCACAGUGAAGCCCAGAGUCAGGCUGCUCCAGAAGACACUCCCAGACUCCGGAGGGGCCAGAGUGACCUGUCUGGCCACUGGUUUCUACCCACGUCACAUCAAACUGACCUUGCUCAGAGACGGCCAGCCUGUGUCUGACCACCAGAUCACUGGGGGGGAGCUGCUACCUAAUGUAGAUGGAACCUACCAGAUGAGGAAGAGCCUGGAGGUCAGCGCAGAGGAACUAAGAGAGAAACACCAGUACUCCUGCACAGCUGAACACCUCAGCCUGGACAACAAACUAGACAUCAAAUUGGGUAAUUCUCAGAACGGCUAAAUUUCUCUCUUCUUCUACCCAUGUCAGUUAUCAUGUAUUAUAAUACUUUAACCACGUUUAGCCCUCAAUAUUAAAUAAAAAUGUUUAUUAUUCAUUUCUAUCAGCAGAUGAGCCAGGUGUAGGUGCUGUGUCUAUAGUGACCCCUGUGGUCGUGCUGGGAGUUGCACUGCUGUGUGUGGGUGGAGUCAUUAUCAUGUGCCGGCGGAGCAGAAGACACAAACGCAGGUAAAACACAGACACAGGAGAACAACACACCUCCAAAUCAACUUACAGUUUUGUAUUUCUAGCAGUCUAUUCACAUUAUUCUCAGUCAAGGAUGCAUACAUGUUUACUGAUGCUAUUACAGUAAUACACAGGAUUAGAUGUUAAAAUCCCUUGUGCCAAAAUCCAAGGUAAAAACACAUUCAGAAGCCCCACUCAAAUGAACUUUCAAAUUAACUUAACCCACAAAUCUGCCAACAAAUGGUCACAAACAC